This is a messenger RNA of Topomyia yanbarensis, 1486 nucleotides long. RefSeq lists its product as uncharacterized. The record is from RefSeq and is a predicted model, not a curated record. Bases 213 to 1361 code for a protein of 382 amino acids. Lineage: Eukaryota; Metazoa; Arthropoda; Insecta; Diptera; Culicidae. The transcript has a single exon.
UGCACAUCAGGGAACAGCGAACGGCAUUUUUCAAUUUUCUGUUUUUAUAUUUUACUUCUUUCCUGUUGCGUCGUUUCCAAUGAACCUGGCGCAAAUAAAAUAUCUCUCGGCGGCCAGUCGCUUGUUGAACUUGAACCAGAAAGCAGUGAUAUUUAGACGGAAAUAGUUGCGUCUAACCAGUAAAAGUACCCCGGAUUAGAAGCUUGGAAGCAAUGAUGCUGCGGGCGAUUUUGAUGCUGUUGGUGUUUGGGUCAGCCGUUUUGGCCGGUCCAAUGAUAUGGGAGGAUCAACAUGCCAGUAGAAGCGAACGAAAGGCGGCAGAUACCAGUGCUACUUCAAAAGAUAGUGCGAGCGCUGUUCCAGAUACAACAUUAUCGAGUAAUGCCAUUGAUUCACGACCAGAAACUUCAAGUAGUGCGGCUGAGAUAACUACCAGCGAAGCGACCGUUAUAGUAGCUGAGCAUACCUCUCUUGCUCCCUCUGAACAAACUCCUGCGCAAGCAGCCAUAACGACAACGAAACCUCGCAAAACAAUUACCUUUGAUCAGCGGCAGGAAGGGAAGUUCAACAUAAGGGCUGAUUUGGAGAACUUUGUUAUUGUCGUUGUUCCAUCGUCUCCGUCGGCAGGAAUUUCGCUUCUCGAUCUGCUGAAUAGGUCGGGUCAGAAGAAACAACAGAAAAAGAAGUCUGCUCAUCGCAAGGGCACUAAGAACCAUUCGGGUCAAAAAAAGUCACAGCAUAUAACACCUGAAGUAGUAGUUUUGGACGACGUUCAGUCACAGGCAAGGGUAUCCAAUGAGGAAUUUAUCGAAGGUCGCACCCCGUAUAAAGUGGAUAUCUCCAGUACUGGUCGUAGUAGCAGCUCAGGUCCUCCCUCGCCAAUUUACCGUGUUGUACGACCAUUCACACUCAACGUAGAACAACCAACUUCCUCGAACAUGAUACGCUUUCCCGCCCCUUCAGGUAAUUAUUAUGAUAGUGCCGUAAGAGAGUCCAAAUCACUGCCAGUGCCGGCGAUGUUCGAUGAAGAUAUUAGAACUAAUACCGUAUUCGCUAUACUAACCAAUAAUAACAACAAUGGUGAUGGUGGGAUCAAUCCUAUCAAGGAUGAUGGUACUGAUGAUGAUAAUUACCUGAUGAUGGAGCAACGGACCUAUCUUGAUUUACCCGAUUCUCCUGAUUCUUCGUUCGCUAGCCUAGAGUACCCACUGUCGGAUGUCGAUAUGAUGAAACUACAACUGCAAGAGGAUAAUGGAGGGAAUGGUGACGGAUGGGAACUUAAGCUACUCGGCGCCCAGGAGCAGUGCGGCCCAGAUCGUAAACGUGACAGCUACGGUGUGUGUCAAUUUGUAACGCCAUGAGGUGUAUCGCCUUCCCUCGAUGCCUUUAGAUCGUAGAACUUAUUUAUUAAAAUUCGGCGCAUCGUCGCUACUAAUUUAUUGUACACCACAUUUUAAGUGCCAAAUAAAGUAAAACAAUUCAUCAA